This is a messenger RNA of Pteronotus mesoamericanus, 1519 nucleotides long. RefSeq names its product methyltransferase 18, RPL3 N3(tau)-histidine (gene METTL18). Gene Ontology annotation, molecular function: protein-L-histidine N-tele-methyltransferase activity. Bases 404 to 1519 code for a protein of 371 amino acids. Gene Ontology annotation, biological process: peptidyl-histidine methylation, to form tele-methylhistidine. The transcript is spliced from 2 exons. The record is from RefSeq and is a predicted model, not a curated record. Lineage: Eukaryota; Metazoa; Chordata; Mammalia; Chiroptera; Mormoopidae.
GCUGGGCCUGGGCCGCGCGCGGUUGUGGGAAAAAGCGGGCUUAUCUGGCCCGCGGAGGACUCGACUCGCUGGUGCGGGCUCUCAGUCCCGAGCGUCCGGCCCGAAGUCGGCUUUCUCUACGCCGGGAGCGGGAAGCUGGCUGGGCUGCGUGCGUCCCCAGGUCUGGAUCGCUGUCAACGUUACAUCGAGGCGCAUUAGGGAGAGUUCAACUGAAAGAAAAGCAAAGACCUCUAAGAAGUCAUUCAGAAACAUCUUUAAAUAUUUGUAACUGUGUAUAAGCAGCUAAAGAGAUAUUGACCCAAACGAAGCUGCUUGAAUAAGGGAGACAGGUUUGUUAUGUUCCUGUCAUCAGUCCUAUUCAGAAGCUGAGGAGACUUCCUUCGAAGUGGAGGAUUGUGUGAGGAUGACCUUUCAAUUUAAUUUCACUAUAGAGGACCACCUGGAAGAUGAAUCAACACCCCUUGGAGAUGGAGCUUUGACCCCGAAUUCCUCAAAAGAGUCUUCAGAAAGUCAAAAUGGUAAACACGGGGACACAGGCUGUUCUAGAGAACAGUGUGACCUCCCUGCGGACCCCUUGUGGGCACGGGAGCCGGAGGGAAAUGCAGCUCACCCUCAGGACACAGACAGCUCCGUCAAUGCAACCAGCCGGUCAGGUAACUUGGAGCCUCAUGGAAAACAGCCCGGCUUGAGACCUGCGAAAGAGCAUGCUGUGCCUAAGGAUGUAAAGGAAGUGAUGGAAAAUAAAGUCCUAGAAACGUUACCAGGCCUUCAGCAGGUUAACAUGCAGGUUGUGAAAACCAUCUUGUUGAAAGAGAACUUUCCCGGGGAAAACAUAGUUUCAAAAAGCUUUUCCUCUCACUCUGAUCUGAUUACAGGUGUUUACGAAGGAGGCUUAAAAAUCUGGGAAUGUACCUUUGACCUCCUGGCUUAUUUCACAAAGGCCCCAGUGAAAUUUGCUGGGAAAAAAGUGUUGGAUCUUGGCUGUGGAUCGGGGCUGCUGGGUAUAACUGCACUCAAGGGAGGGGCCAAAGAAGUCCAUUUUCAAGAUUAUAACAGUAUGGUGAUUGAUGAAGUAACCUUACCUAACGUAGCCGCUAACUCCACUCUGGAGGAUGAGGCAUAUGAUGGAGACGAACCAGAUUUGAAAAGAUGCAGGAAAUCAAAAGUAGCACAAGAACUGUGUAAAUGCCGGUUCUUUUCUGGAGAGUGGUCUGAGUUUUGUAAGCUUGUACUAACCAGUGAAAAAGUCUUUGAAAAAUAUGAUCUCAUUCUCACCUCAGAAACCAUUUACAACCCAGAUUAUUAUGAUUCUUUGCACCAAACAUUCCUUAGGCUGUUAGAUAAAAAUGGGCAGGUGCUUUUGGCGAGCAAAGCACAUUAUUUUGGUGUAGGUGGAGGUAUCCACCUCUUUCAGAAGUUUGUAGAAGAAAGGAAUGUAUUUGAGACUAGAACACUUGAAAUAAUUGAUGAAGGACUAAAAAGAUUCCUCAUUGGAAUGACUUUUAAGUACCCUAGUUAA